Molecule: messenger RNA, 2419 nt
Organism: Pygocentrus nattereri (red-bellied piranha)
Lineage: Eukaryota; Metazoa; Chordata; Actinopteri; Characiformes; Serrasalmidae
Gene: atp6ap1b
Product: ATPase H+ transporting accessory protein 1b
Exons: 10
Coding region: 20-1402 (460 amino acids)
Cellular component (GO): proton-transporting V-type ATPase complex
Source: RefSeq, a predicted model, not a curated record
GUUUCACGUGACACAGAACAUGACGGAAGAAGUCGGCAGUCGGUCUGUCAGUGCCUUGAAGAUGGCCCUUAUUUCACUUUUAUUCAUCUUUAUUCUGUUAAGUCCCUGUACAGCCCAAGUGCCGCUAGUCGUGUGGACCAGCGAAGGGUACAGUUUGCCAGCACUGGCUGAGCCAUCAGCUGGUGAGAUCGUCGCUGGUGGGAAGCUGGUAUCCUAUCUGAAAUCUACCCUGACAACUUCGCCACACAAUGUGGUGCUCUUUCUGCAGGACAAGUUAAGCAUAGAUGAUUUCACUGUGUAUGGUGGGGUGUUUGGGAACAAGCAAGACAGCGUCUUCGUGAACUUGGAGUCAGCAUUGGAGACCUCUGCUCACCUGGUGCUGCCAGCUCUGGCCUGGUCUGCAGCCGAAUCAGUGGAGGAACUCUUUCACAAAGAGUUUGGGAUUCCAGCACUCCACACUGAACCAGCAGGACUCGCCCAGCUUCAGCUGAGUUCAUCACAGCCUUCUCUUCUGGUUAUCAGCCUCCCCUACACCACCGGCACCCAGUCAAAGGAGCUUCUUAGGAAAAAUGACGAGACCAUUGGGGACGUCCUAACUUUACUGAAAUCUCGGGGUAUUCCUUACACUGCUGUUUACACUGGCCUGAGGCCUUCCCAUGUGACCAAGGACACCCCCAUAUCCAACACUGGAGGAUUCUCGGGACGCUCACUGCUGCAGGUGCCGACAGAAACAGCUGAAACAGCACCAGUGAUUUUCAACAGCACCACCAGUGGGCCAUGUAUUCUGUUUUGGGCUGAUCAUCUAAAUGUGGCCUAUGAGGACAAACCCUCAUUUGACCUGGCCCCCCUUACUUUCAACAAAACUGUCACCCUGGAUGGAUCCAUGUGUAAUGAAACAGUUUCCAGACUUGUCCUGAACUAUAACAAUGUUCUAGGUUACAAAUCCUUCCAGCUCGUCUUUGCAAUGCGCAAGAUCUUCUUCCCUGUGUCUGGUCGUAACUGGAUGGUCAUGGAACAUGUGCAGCUGAACUUCGAUGGCGAGACAGCCCUCUUUAAUAGCACACGUGGCAUCAACACUCCUGCUGAGUAUUCCUUCCACUGCCAGAGGGUGAGCAACACUGAAAGCCCACUGCUGGUGCCCAGCUCAGCCACGGACAAGGCUACCCAGUGGACUCUGCUCUUCACCGAGUUCCAGAUCCAGAGCUUCACUGUGACAGAGAAUUUUGCGUACGCCAGUGACUGUGCAAGCUUCUUCACGCCGGGUAUCUGGAUGGGGCUGCUGACCACUCUGCUCAUGGUCUUCAUCCUCACCUAUGGCCUGCACAUGAUAAUGCAGCUACGCACCAUGGACCGCUUUGAUGACCCCAAAGGCCCUGUGAUUUCAGUGCCUCAAAAUGAGUAACUUGAGCCUCCUGGUGCAUUCAGCAUCCAUCAGCAUCAAUCAGCAUCCAUCAUCAGGUUUUUUCUUGAUUAUUUUUUGCUGAUCUGUAUAAGAAGCCUUCCUCAUUCCUAGUUGGUACCUGAAAUUUCAUUCUGUAGCUGUAGCUCACAAUGGGAGUUUUUAGGUGUUUUAGAGAGUGUGUCAUUUCCUGUGAAGGAAACCACCAAAUAACUGUAGUAACUGUACAUCUGCACUGUUUUUUUGUUUGUUUUUUGAACCAUGAUUUCGUCUUCAGGGCUCUAUGCACUACUAGUACGUUCUCUAAUGUACAGCUCAUAUUUUCUGCUUUCAGCUCAGCUCUGAUUACUUUAACAAUAGUAAACUCACCCUCCCCUUUAUCUUGAAUGAUUGGCCCAGUGCAAAACAUGUACCUGCUAUGUGUUUGUAGUAAAAAUGUGUUAUCUGCCAAGACAUAAUCAUACCAAAUGCUUCCGAAGUGCCCUUUUAAUAGUUUUAAGUUAGAUAAAUAGCUUUAUUAUACUACUGAAGUGCCCAAUACAUUUAAAGCCAAAGCCAUUAGAAAAUGCCAUCACUAUGUGCCUGUGGUUGUCAUUUAUUACCUUAAUAUUAAUUCAGCAUCCUGUGUUAUUUUAUGCUAGUUUCUCUUCCAGAUGUCUUUAACAGGAGACGAUGUUGACCAGAAACUUCCUCAGACUUUCACUUAUGUUCAUGUUUUUUGUUUUUUUUUUCUUGCUUUCUAUUGUCUAAGUCCUCAUCAGUGUGAUCCAGCAGGCUGAUGCCUCUGUUGUCAUCUCUGCCUAAUAAUUUACUCUUGGUUUAUGUGUAAAUUAAAGAAUGGCUGGUAAUUUAAGAGAUAUAUGUAUAUUUGUGCCAUUUUAAGUGCUUUUGUUAUACUGUAUGGACCUGAACAGUGACUAUUCCAGGGUGAUACUGAACAGAUUGCUUAGUAGGCUUGACAUCUUGCUGUGAGUUUGAUCAUGUGUGACUGAGUAUGAAAUAAAGCUAUUUAUACGUGUA